Messenger RNA from Eremomyces bilateralis CBS 781.70, 1061 nucleotides. RefSeq names its product TIM21-domain-containing protein. Gene Ontology annotation, biological process: protein import into mitochondrial matrix. The record is from RefSeq and is a predicted model, not a curated record. Bases 96 to 806 code for a protein of 236 amino acids. Gene Ontology annotation, cellular component: TIM23 mitochondrial import inner membrane translocase complex. Lineage: Eukaryota; Fungi; Ascomycota; Dothideomycetes; Eremomycetales; Eremomycetaceae. The transcript has 4 exons.
CCGGUCGACGGCUUCAAUUCUCAUGAAGAUAUAACUUGGCCCUUCGACCAUGCCCCCUAUCCCCAUGGAUCCAAAAUGAGAAUCAAGAAGCCUCCAUGAGAAUCCUCCAUCUAAUGUCCACCAGAUCCAUAUGUGCCGCCCGCCGGGCGCCGCUGUCGUUCCUAACCCAUCACCCCCCACGCGCGCUGGCACGCCCAUAUGCCACACAGAGCAACUUGGGAAGCAAGCCCGAGCCGCCUCGUUCGCAGCGGAAAGCGAUCACGGUGAUCAGCGACGAUGGACGGGUCCAGUGGAAUGACCUGAGCAUGGGCGAGAAGGCCGCGCGGACGACGCAGCAGUCGUUUAAUUUUCUGGUGAUCGUGGUGGGAGUGGUGUUGACGGGCGGCGUAUCGUACUUCCUAUACAAGGAGGUCUUCGCCACCGACAGCAAAACGCGGGUCUUUGACCGCGCGGUGGAGCGGAUCAAAGACGAUCCGAACUGCGUGCGUAUCUUGGGGGAUCCAAAGAAGAUUUACGCGCAUGGAGAGGCGAGCUGGAAUAAGUGGACGCGAAACCGAUCGAUAGCAUCACGGAUUGAAAAGGAUCGGGUGGGGAUGGAGCAUUUGUAUAUGCAUUUUCACGUCGACGGUCCCGUCAAUCGUGGCAUCUGCCGCGUCCACAUGACGAGGCGGCCGGGUGGGGAUUUUGAGUAUUAUCAGCUGUAUCUGGACGUCCAGGGUCACCAGCGGAUAUUUUUGGAGAACGAGGCGGGGAAGAAGGAUGAGAAGUCGGGGUCAUCGACGGUCUUCGGUGUGAAAUGGUGGUAGAAAGAAUGCGAUUAGCAAGGCGUGAAAAGCUGUACGAUAUUGACAAUGGCAUAUGUCAUGGUGCGAAACGUCAAAUGCAUUGAUGGAUUUUUAUUGAUCUGCAACCUUUUGGCCGCGUGAAGAUGGACCCAGAAGGGCUUCCUACAUACAGCUCAUCGCAGACCAUGUUCUGGUGUGUCCGUCCUUUCAUAUGUAAUUAUACAGUUCCCAUAUGAGACCCAUGCGGUCCCUCAUGUCGCUCCAUAGUCGUGUGAU